AUGUGGCCUGGCCUUGCCAACUCCAACUCCAACUCCAACUCCGACGUCGCGUCGGUCCGUCCUCCAGGCUCGCUCCCACCAAACCCCGAGUUUCACCAUGUAAACCCGGCGCCGCACACCACCAUGUCGCCCAAGCACAUAGGCCCCGUGGCCCGGACCUGGUAUAGAUGGAAAGCCCUGCGCCUCCCCUGGCGAAAGCGCCUCUUUGUCGGCUACGACCUACAAGGCAACACGUACUGGGAGUUCCGCCUCGCGAGACCGUCGCCCGGCGCCGCACCGUCAGACUCCCGCUGGCGCCGCAUCGUGCACUACCCCCGGUCCACGCACUAUUCGCAGGUGCAGGUAUCGCCCCUGUGGCACCAGUGGCUGCGGCACACGCGACGCGAUCCGCCGUCCCUGGAGGAGCAGGCCGGCGAUGUCGCGAGGCAGGCGAGGAUGAGGCGUCUGGCCGCCGAAGCGGACGCCAGGUGGGAGGCGAAGCCGCGCGUCAUGGACGACGUCGGGCCUGCCGCUCAGGCGCAGGAGCAGUUAGCACGGCCCGCAGGCAGGGCUGAGGAAUCAUCGCCAGCGGCACCAGGGACAGGAGCAGGAGCAGGAGCAGGAGCACAGCCAGAACAGGACGGAGCGCCGCAAAGGUACCCGGGACGCAAGGAGGACCCUUGGACAAAGGCCAGGGCCCGGGGCCCGGGUGAAUCUUGGCAGCCAUCGGCUUGGAACCCAGCGGCCGCCGUCCCAAAGAAGAGAUGA
This is a messenger RNA of Metarhizium album ARSEF 1941, 747 nucleotides long. RefSeq names its product NADH:ubiquinone oxidoreductase, 17.2kDa subunit. The transcript is spliced from 2 exons. NCBI's taxonomy places the organism in Eukaryota, Fungi, Ascomycota, Sordariomycetes, Hypocreales, Clavicipitaceae. Gene Ontology annotation, cellular component: membrane. Gene Ontology annotation, biological process: mitochondrial respiratory chain complex I assembly. Bases 1 to 747 code for a protein of 248 amino acids. The record is from RefSeq and is a predicted model, not a curated record.